AUGGGGAAGGACUACUAUAAGAUGCUGGGUAUUCCUAAGGGUUCUAACGAGGAGGAGAUCAAGAAGGCAUAUCGCCGCAUGGCGCUGAGGUUCCACCCAGACAAGAACACAGACGCUAAUGCAGAGGAUAAGUUUAAAGAGAUCGCUGAGGCCUACGAAGUUCUGAGUGACCCCAAGAAGAGGGUCAUCUACGACCAGCUAGGAGAGGAGGGUCUGAAGGCGGGGGGCAGUAGUGGUCAGUCUGGGGUUCCUGCUGGGUCAUACCACUACACCUUCCAUGGAGACCCCCACGCCACCUUCGCAUCCUUCUUUGGCGGCUCCAACCCCUUCGACAUGUUCUUCGGACCGCACCGCAACCACCAUAACCGCUCCAACGGCUUCCACUCCAAGGUCCACAACCACCACAAUGACCAUGACAUGGAAACUGACUUGGAUGAGGAGGACCCCUUCGCCUCUUUCACACACUUCGGCUUCCCCGGGGGGGUCAACAGCUUCCAUGGCGGGGGCAGGAGGAGGGGAGUGCAGUCGGAACGUCUGGCUGGGUCCAGGCGGCAGCAGGACCCCCCGGUGGUCCAUGAGCUGAAGGUGUCUCUGGAGGAGAUCUUCCAUGGUUGCACCAAGCGGAUGAAGAUCACCAGGAGGAGGCUGAACCCUGAUGGCAGGAGCAGCCGGACGGAGGACAAGAUCCUGAACAUCGUGAUAAAGAGGGGAUGGAAGGAGGGCACCAAGAUCACCUUCCCUAAGGAGGGGGACGAGACACCAGAGAACAUUCCAGCAGACAUCGCCUUUGUGCUCAAAGACAAAGGACAUGCCCACUUUAGGAGGGACAGCUCCAAUAUCAUCUACACCUGCAAUAUCAGUCUGAAGGAGGCGCUGUGUGGCUGUACGGUGAACAUUCCCACCCUAGAUAACCGCGUCAUCCCGCUACCCUGCCAUGAUGUCAUAAAGCCGGGGACGGUAAAGAGGCUGAGGGGGGAGGGCCUGCCCCUCCCUAAGAGCCCCACCCAGCGCGGCGACCUCAUAGUGGAGUUCACGGUUCGCUUCCCAGACAGGAUCCCUCCCCAGUCCAGAGAGAUCAUCAGACAACACCUGCCACAGUCUUAGGACAAGACCCCACCCCCUCGCCCACGGACAAUUAUAUUUUUAAGGGAAAGUUUUAUUUUUAUUUUUCUAGGAAUGACUGAAGUGCCAAGAGGAACUGCAGUUUAAGGUUUAUGUUAAUUAUUUUAUCUUUCUCCCCAAGCACACGGACAUGGCAUGGAGGAACGGCUCAGCUCGGUGCAGCUUUGGCUUCUACCAGAACUUUUCUUAAUGCUCUUUUUUUCCUGCAGAUUUAUCAAGGGUUUUAUACAUCCCCCUGCCUUUCCUCUUAUGGAUGGGAUGACAGUAACACUUUAUUUGAAAAAGAGAAGAUUGUCCAGAGGAAAGUUGAAAAUUUUGUUUAUCUACACACAACCAGCAGCUUCAGUCUGUGCUCCCCUAUUUUACCCCAAUAAGCUGUUUUAAAUGUUUAAUAAAGCAUGUGUGAACUGUGUAGGUUAUCUGCUGGACAAGGCCACUGCUACGACAGCAGCUACUACCCCCACCUCCUCCCAGUGCCUAACCAUUAACAUAGUUUGGCAAGCAUGUCUUCAGAUUUGGAUUUAACAUGGUGUACAGUUUGUUGUAUCUAUGUCUGGUCCAGACCAUCUGACUGGCUGAGACCCCCAGCAGCCCAGCUGUGUGUAAUCCACUAUGGGUCAUCAUAUUGGUACUUCAGGAGGUUCAUCCAGGCAUCUCAUCUAUAGGUGCUUUGCUCCCUGUGGUGUCUGUCUGAGGGAAUGACGGAGUCUUUAAUACCUGCCUUUAAGCUCUCCACGACUCACUGAGGGACUGGUAAGUGCCUUAACCUGAAGACAUACGACUCCCCCAUUCCUACAGAAACCCUAUGGACCGGUCAAGUACCAGGGAUGCACCAGGAUUCAUACUCAAUGUGAAUAACUAUUAAUGGCUGCUAGUGUCCACAGGAUGAACACAGAGAAUAUAGUCAUUUCUAUGAACCUUUAUAAUGGUUUUUGUAAAUGACUGUUCUGCUGUGGAUGUUGUCUGUGGGUUGUAUACUGUAUGCAGUGCUUAAUAAUGGCAUGGAGUGAAAUAUAAUCUGGUACUUGUUUUGGAUGCCAGUACUGUUUAUAUUUAGGAGCAGAAAUGCCGCAAUAUUUUUAAGGUGAUAUUCUGAGGUGCUGCUACUCAAGCAGUAAAAAAAUGGAGGUACUGGUACUCAGUACCAGUGUGUUCCAGCGCAAGUCAAGCACUGACUGUUUGCGUGCUGCAGUGAUCAUCUGUACUGCGCUGAGGGACCUAUCAGUCUGGCACUGGUAACAUCUAUUCAGGACUAUCAAAUAGAGACCCCGUCCACUUUUUGCCAGCUGUGAUAUGUGUUCUAUUGAAAGAAUGUGGACAUUGAAGGAAUCUGUCAGGACAGGUUGAUACUGUAGUGGUUGUUCCCUGCCUAUAGGUAAUGCCAAAAGAUACAGAACAGACAGAUUGGCAAAGGAAUUUUAUCUUGAUCUGAGAAGAUGUAGGGUCUCUGGGCUAAAGUAGGAAGUGAGAAUGUGGUUUUUCCACAAAGUUUCUCAUGUAAAUUGAAUUUUAUGACAACCAAUAAACCAAAUACU
Molecule: messenger RNA, 2657 nt
Organism: Salvelinus namaycush (lake trout)
Lineage: Eukaryota; Metazoa; Chordata; Actinopteri; Salmoniformes; Salmonidae
Product: dnaJ homolog subfamily B member 5-like
Exons: 3
Coding region: 1-1104 (367 amino acids)
Biological process (GO): negative regulation of transcription by RNA polymerase II
Cellular component (GO): cytosol
Molecular function (GO): protein-folding chaperone binding
Source: RefSeq, a predicted model, not a curated record